Messenger RNA from Glycine soja, 1388 nucleotides. RefSeq names its product protein SCO1 homolog 1, mitochondrial-like. The transcript has 7 exons. Gene Ontology annotation, biological process: mitochondrial respiratory chain complex IV assembly. Bases 75 to 1067 code for a protein of 330 amino acids. Lineage: Eukaryota; Viridiplantae; Streptophyta; Magnoliopsida; Fabales; Fabaceae. The record is from RefSeq and is a predicted model, not a curated record.
GCAUUUUCCAACUACUAAAUCCUUGUCCUUUGUCUGUGAAGGUUUAAGGUUAAGGUUUUCACAGAAUUCCUCUAAUGGCAUCCAUCGUAUCCACCAAAGCCAACCAAUUUCGCUAUUCCACGCGCCUUCUCUUCUCACACCUUCUUCGCCAAGGCAGACCCUCCACGCUUUCACCACCCUUCUCUUCUCAUCUUCAACCACUCCAUCACCCUUACAAGGUUCGGAAUCAAAGUUAUGGAAAUGGGUCGUUGAGGUUGUGUCAAAGGUUUCUAUCUUCUUCUUCUUCUCCUCCUGCUGCUAAUGUUAGUGGAGAAAAACCAGCAUCAGAUUCAGAUCACUCUGCAAAAGAUGGUUCUGGCCAAGGGAAAGAGUCUGGGAGUGGAGGAGAUGAGGGUCAGAAAAGUGAUGCUGGGAAAUCCGUUCGUGGAGGGCCUGUUUCUUGGUUGAGCUUUCUCUUGCUGGUGCUCACUGGAGCUGGAUUGGUGUUCUACUAUGACAGGGAAAAGAAACGACAUAUUGAAGGGAUACGUUCUAAUACAGAGGCUGUUAAGCAGGGACCUUCUGUAGGAACAGCUGCAAUUGGGGGUCCAUUUCACCUUGUAAACCAUCACGGAAAACAUGUAACUGAAAAGGAUUUCUUGGGAAAGUGGACUUUGUUAUAUUUUGGCUUUACUCACUGCCCAGAUAUCUGUCCAGAGGAACUACAGAAGUUAGCAGCUGCUGUUGAUAAAAUAAAGGAGAAAGCUGGAAUUGAAACUGUACCGGUUUUUAUCUCUGUUGAUCCUGAGAGGGAUACUGUUGAACAAGUGGGUGAAUAUGUCAAAGAAUUUCAUCCAAAGUUAAUUGGAUUAACUGGUAGCCCGGAUGAGAUCAAGAAUGUUGCUCGUGCAUAUCGUGUUUAUUACAUGAAGACAGCAGAGGAAGACUCAGAUUAUCUUGUUGAUCACUCCAUAGUUAUAUACUUGAUGAGUCCUGAAAUGAAAUUUGUAAAGUUUUUUGGCAAGAACAAUGAUGUUGAUUCACUUGCCGAUGGAGUUAUUAAAGAGGUAAAGCAGUAUAAGAAGUAACCUGAACAAUGCUAUUGGUACCCUCAUUUCUUUAGUGGAAACGAAAUUGUCAAUGAAUUUUGGCCUUGUGGUAGUAAACUACAACAGUAUGUCUGAUUAUACUUCUGAAGGCUAGCUGUUCUUUAGGUGUUUCUGGAGAUUGGACAGUUUCAAAAAGCAACUUAUUGUCAUUGUUUCAAUGUUUAGUAUUGCCUUGAAAUAUUUUUGGUGACAUUUAUUUGUGUAUUUGAGAUGCACCGACAUUACAAUUGUCAUGUUCAACAUAUGCCUUAUAUCAGAUAUGGCAUCUAUAAUAAGAAAUACCAUGGUUUAUAUUGAUGA